This is a messenger RNA of Microsporum canis CBS 113480, 1923 nucleotides long. RefSeq lists its product as hypothetical. NCBI's taxonomy places the organism in Eukaryota, Fungi, Ascomycota, Eurotiomycetes, Onygenales, Arthrodermataceae. The transcript is spliced from 4 exons. The record is from RefSeq and is a predicted model, not a curated record. Bases 1 to 1923 code for a protein of 640 amino acids.
AUGUUUGUUGUCUUGCUUGACUUCAAGGCAUCUUUCGAUAUCAAUAUUGUCGAUGUACCUGGACAACGAUGCCCUGUUGGAAGCAUGAAAGACUACUCGCAUCAUAAAUGGCAAUCGCUUCUUUCCUCUGCACAGGGCACGGCACAAUUUCCUGCCUCCUGUAGCAAUAUAAAAGCUCUUUUACGCAGGAUUCCUGCUAUACCUGAUGCUUCUAGCGUUGCAGAAACCGUUGAAAAACAUGCUUUAUCCCUAGAAGGAUACUCGAUAUGGAAUAUCCAGUCAACUGUUGCCUGCCAUCUUACCUCUGAGUCGAAGAAAUCAAGACCUCAAAAUAUAAGAAUUGGACAGUUAAAGCCUACACUUUGUAGUCUUUCAAAUGAAUUUCUUCCAGAGUGGACCGGAUUUGGCAGUUUAACGCACAUUCUUCCCGCUGGUAACUAUCUUUGUGUAUUCGUUUUGGGUUGGUCAUACGUCCUCUCUACAAGCCUAGUUGAGCUCCGAGGAAAUGAAAACGACCGCACAUACUAUACGGAUACCAGGGCAACGGUACUGGAAAAGCUGGACAAAUCUUUCUCAGAUAACCACUAUAUAUUAUCAAUUGGCAAUGCAGAUGAACGAGAAUCUAGAUGGUGGACUGCAAUCCUUGCCAAUGGAUGCGGAUGGCGAGCGACACUUACUAGACUUGAGGCUGAGUACUGCUCACCAUGGGCCUGCCAUCUGAGAGAUGAUGAAUUUUUUACUAUUCAACAUGAUAAACUUAUAUUCAACUUAUCAUCUAAUAUCAACCCUCCAUCCUCAAACCAGGCUCUCAGUUACCUUCUUAAAUUCGCUCAAGUGCAUAACAUAUUUGACCAACUCCUUACUGCAUUUAUGGCCGCCCUUACCAUACCAAACCAUAUUAGGUUUGGAGCGCCUGUUACCUUACCGACACCCCGAUUAUAUUCUCACUUGAAUAAGCAGAGCACUCUAGAGUAUAGGCAGAAGAUUCCAUCGACUGACGAGAUUCCAUAUUUUAUGUCGUUAUCGGCCAUACCUGGCGUGAUAUCUUCCUGCCUAUUUAGCUCUUUCUGGGAACCAGGAAUACCAUGCAAUCUUGUUAGUGAGUGGCUUCACACGCCGCUACAGGAGAUAAUGCCAUCCCUUGUCGGUGAAAAGAAACACCACAUUAUUGUGCGAAUGCUGGCUGCCAGAUCUCCAAACAUUGCGCCCUUGCUGCUGGGCUCGAUGAUAACCGGAAUGCUACAUAGGAUACCGGAAGUGUAUAAAAGUUUUAUACCCCCGAUUUGUCUGGAAGCAGCUGUAUGGAGUUCAUCGUCACAGUCUUUUAUGGACCCGACAUUCCACCGUAUGCCAAACUUGCAAAGGAGUCUUACAUAUAAAAAAAUCAUCCCGCGUGAGGAUGAAUUUCGGCUUCUUUAUAUCACAGAUUUUGAAUCUCUGGAUUAUGGGGCAUUACCAUUGAGCCCUUACCCUCCAUUUGGCUUGAUCUAUAGCCAUUGGGUUUGGCGUGGCCAAAAACAGGGGGAGGCGCAGUACUUCGAUGACUAUGGCUUGGUUCCAUCGAUCAAUAUAUCCUCCCUUGAUAAACAGGGAGACAGAUGCUAUGCCUCAGCUAUACACAAUAGCAGGUCAUUGCAGCUCAUUCAACGAAGAUUGUGUGACACUGUCUUUACCAGUCCGCAGCAAAUCUCCAAUAACGACUUUAACGAAAGACUCUCCGAGACUGCCACUCGAAACCUAUUCUCCUGGACCUUUUUCCCGGACGGAGUGAGACUGGAAGACAAGGAAAUAUGGCAUCAUGAAUGGCUAGAUGUGCUCCUUAGUAUUGAUGACAACGAUUCGGCAGGAACUUCCAAUUUUCCUAACACAUCCAGCAAAGAGCUGAACGCAUCAAACUCCAAUUUUGCAACACUCUUUGAUUGA